UGAGGGGAGGCAUCGUGUCGCUGGCGGGGGCUCGUCGGUGUCAACUGUCUUUUAAACGUUUGUUUGCUAGUUGGCUAGCAACAGCGAUAUCGUGCAGUUCCUUGAUAACUCGAACACAGGUAGCGGGACGUACACACGUGUGAUGUCAACAAUAAAAGCAGAUGUAAACAUGGUGAUGGUUGUUAAUCCCACUUUCAUGAAUUAUGUCCACUAUGUUUGGCUGAAAAAACAUGGCAGGUAUCCAUCCACCGGUUUCAUGACUGUUGUUCUGGCUCUUCAUAUCUGUCACCAGAUCCAUUCUCAUCACACCCUGUGUGAGGCUCAGAGCAGAGACACAGCAGCUCAGAGAGCAGAGGAAAUGGCAAAGCUGCACAACCCAACAGUGGGACUACUGCUGACUGUGCUGCUGCUACUGCAAGGUUCCAGAGGAGACUCUAUCACUGUGUUCUCCGGUGCUGGAGGUGCUGCCACUCUGUCCUGUGAGAAUGUGAUCUCACAUUACCCAGACUGCUCAUCAACUGUGUGGAUCUACAGCAGGAACACAGAGACUACUGUUAGAGUAGUCCAUCUUGGGAAGAUCAGACCAGACUACACACCCAGAGCUGAGAGACUGCGUCUGCUCUCUGACUGUUCUCUCCACAUCACUGAUGUCACCACUGAGGAUGCUGGAGUCUACACCUGUCGGCAGUACCAAAGUGAUGGAUCUCAAUAUGGACCUGAUACUCCAGUUUAUCUCUCUGUUCUUGCCAUUCACCCAGAAGUGACUGAGCGAGAGACUGGGAGUGAUGUGACCCUCAACUGCUCCCUGCACACCUAUGGAGACGAUGAAGACUGUUGGAGUUUACCUGGUCAUGAAAAUGUCCGUCUGAGCUGGGUGGAUGAGGAAGGGGCUGAACUGCAGAACACCAACAGCCUCCAGAUCAGUGGAGAUCGCCGCUGUUCCAUCAGACUGACCACUCCAAACCCCACUCACACUCAGAGCACAUGGAGAUGCCAGCUGACAGCAGGAGGGCACGUUCACACAGUCAGAGUGACAGUGAACCCAACUACAACUCCAGUGGUGACGAGAGGACCUGCACCACCAACACCACUAGCACCACCACCACAACCAGCACCUACUCCACCACCACACCACCACCAACACCAACACCACCAACACCACAACCAGCACCUACUCCACCACCAACACCAACACCACUAA
Alosa alosa (allis shad) is the source of this 1201-nucleotide messenger RNA. RefSeq lists its product as uncharacterized. The transcript has 8 exons. The record is from RefSeq and is a predicted model, not a curated record. Lineage: Eukaryota; Metazoa; Chordata; Actinopteri; Clupeiformes; Clupeidae. Gene Ontology annotation, molecular function: protein tyrosine kinase binding; sialyltransferase activity; MHC class II protein binding. Gene Ontology annotation, biological process: T cell activation; interleukin-15-mediated signaling pathway; positive regulation of ERK1 and ERK2 cascade. Gene Ontology annotation, cellular component: membrane raft; external side of plasma membrane. The coding region runs from base 143 to 1201 and encodes 352 amino acids.